Molecule: messenger RNA, 229 nt
Organism: Antrostomus carolinensis (chuck-will's-widow)
Lineage: Eukaryota; Metazoa; Chordata; Aves; Caprimulgiformes; Caprimulgidae
Gene: RPS21
Product: ribosomal protein S21
Biological process (GO): translation
Cellular component (GO): ribosome
Molecular function (GO): structural constituent of ribosome
Source: RefSeq, a predicted model, not a curated record
CUCUGCUAGCAACCGAAUAAUUGGUGCUAAGGAUCAUGCUUCUAUUCAGAUAAAUAUUUCUGAGGUGGACAAGGUGACCGGCAGAGUAAAUGGCCAGUUCAAAACGUAUGCCAUUUGUGGAGCAAUUCGUAGAAUGGGUGAAUCGGAUGACUCCAUUCUGCGUCUGGCAAAAAGAUGGAAUUGUUUCCAAGAACUUCUAACUGAAGAAACUCCAGUAUGGAACAUCUGA